Messenger RNA from Yarrowia lipolytica CLIB122, 1251 nucleotides. RefSeq lists its product as uncharacterized. Gene Ontology annotation, molecular function: isocitrate dehydrogenase (NADP+) activity; magnesium ion binding; NAD binding. Gene Ontology annotation, cellular component: mitochondrion. Gene Ontology annotation, biological process: NADP+ metabolic process; isocitrate metabolic process. The record is from RefSeq and is a predicted model, not a curated record. NCBI's taxonomy places the organism in Eukaryota, Fungi, Ascomycota, Dipodascomycetes, Dipodascales.
AUGUCCACCACCGCUACUCGAGGCCUGUCCACCAAGAUCAAGGUCAAGAACCCCAUUGUCGAGCUCGAUGGUGAUGAGAUGACCCGAAUCAUCUGGAAGUCCAUCAAGGACAAGCUCAUUCUGCCCUAUCUCGACAUUGAUCUUAAGUACUACGAUCUGGGCAUCGAGUACCGAGACCAGACUAACGACCAGGUGACCAUUGACGCCGCCGAGGCCAUCAAGAAGUACCAGGUCGGUGUCAAGUGCGCCACCAUCACCCCCGACGAGGCCCGAGUCAAGGAGUUUGGCCUCAAGAAGAUGUGGCUGUCGCCCAACGGUACCAUCCGAAACAUUCUCGGCGGUACUGUUUUCCGAGAGCCCAUUGUCAUUCCCGCCGUCCCCCGGCUUGUGCCCGGAUGGAAGGAGCCUAUCAUCAUUGGUCGACACGCCCACGGCGACCAGUACAAGGCCCAGGAUGCCGUCAUCCCCGGCGCCGGUGAGCUGACUCUUAACUUCAAGCCCGCUAACGGAGGCGACGAGCAGGUCAUCAAGGUGUACACCUACGACGCCCCUGGUGUCGCCAUGGCCAUGUACAACACUGACGAGUCCAUCACCGGCUUUGCCUACUCUUCAUUCAACCUGGCUCUGCAGAAGAAGCUGCCCCUGUACAUGUCUACCAAGAACACCAUCCUUAAGAAGUACGACGGCCGAUUCAAGGACAUUUUCCAGGAGAUUUACGACAAGGAGUACAAGGAUAAGUUUGAUGCUGCCGGCAUUUGGUACGAGCACCGACUCAUUGAUGACAUGGUCGCCCAGAUGAUCAAGUCUAAGGGAGGCUUCAUCAUGGCCCUCAAGAACUACGACGGAGACGUGCAGUCCGACAUUGUUGCCCAGGGCUUUGGCUCUCUCGGUCUCAUGACCUCUGUUCUCGUCACCCCCGACGGAAAGACCUUUGAGUCCGAGGCCGCCCACGGCACCGUGACUCGACACUACCGACAGCACCAGCAGGGCAAGGAGACCUCUACCAACUCCAUUGCCUCCAUCUUCGCCUGGACCCGAGGCCUCAUCCAGCGAGGCAUUCUCGACGAGACCCCUGAGGUGACCAAGUUUGCCGAGGCUCUCGAGAAGGCCACCGUCGACACUGUUGACAAGGACGGCAUUAUGACCAAGGAUCUGGCUCUGGCCGGUGGCAAGACCGACCGAUCCUCGUAUGUGCUGACCGAGGAGUUUAUCGACGCUGUGGCCAACAGACUGAAGAAGGACCUGGCUUAG